AUGUGAAAACAAAUCUUAUUUUUCACAAACAAAAUUUGUUUGUAAAUAUGUAUUGUAACAUCAAUAUUAAAUUUAAAUAACAUGAUCUAUUACAGUCUAAUGAAAAUAAUAAAUUAACUAAUAGCUGAUAAAAACAAUUAUCGACAAUCAUUUAGUAAUUAUUACUUAUUUAUAAUAUUUUACAAUUAAAAUAACAAAAUGUUACACGAACUUUUGUUAUCAAUUUGGGGGUGUUCAACUAGUUUAGAAAAAAUUGUUGAAAGUGACUCAACAUUAUUUGAUAAAUAUUUCCAUCCUGGUGAAAAGGGUAUAAUUAAAAAAGUAUUAAGCAUCGCUAAUGAUUAUAAUACCAUUAAAAAUUUUAUAAAAACCUAUUCAUCUAUUAAUAUUGAUCAAGAAAAUGCUAAUGAUACUGAAACAGAAGUUAGGAUAUUAAAACAAGGCCUAUAUUUGCAAGCCUUGUGUGAUGGCAUGGAUCAAUCUUUGGAGCCUUUUGCAGAUGAAAUAAUACAACUUGAAAAAUCUAUUAUUAAUAACAUUCAUUUACCUGCCACUGCUGUUCUCUCAACGGUUGAAAAUUAUCAACAUUUAUUCAAUGUUCUCAUUAGAAUUAUUUCUAAGAUAAAAACUCAAAAUAUACAUGGUUGUGCAUUACUACAAUGCAUCCAUGAGUUACAAAAUACAGGUGUUGUUGAAAUUAAUGUAGCCAUGCAAAAAAUGUUACGUUGUGGCCAUACAAUUUUUUACAAACAAUUAACCAGCUGGUUAUUAUAUGGACACUUAGAAGAUGUUCAUGGAGAAUUUUUUAUUCAAAAAAUUAAAACUACGGCUGACAACUCAUCUUUCUUUGGGAAUGUUAAUAAUUCCGGAGCAAAUGAAAAAUUAAAUGACAUGUGGAAUUAUGAUAUUGCCAUAGCCAUGCUACCAUCGUAUAUUACAUUAUCUUUAGCAACUAAAAUAUUAACAAUUGGUCAGACUAUAAUAGUAUUUGGUAAUGAUCCACGUCGAGGAACAGAUUUCAGUACAAUAGAGAGUUCUGAAAAUCCUGUCUGGGGUAAAAGAGAGCAUGAAUAUUUCCGAAAGCUUCAAAAUUUACAAAUGAAACCAGUCUUUAAUAUUGUAGAGCUUGAAAAUACGAUUAAUGAACUGAAGCAUUGUGUGACGAAGCUUUUAUGGCAUGUUGCAGUUAAUGAUGCCCAUCUAUUACAGCAACUGAAAUUGAUAAAAGAUUUUUAUCUUAUCGGUCGAGGAGACCUGUUUUUAGAUUUCAUUAAACUUACAUCACAUAUUCUCAAUAAAAUACCUGUGAAUCACACAUCAAGAGAUGUAAAUCUUGCAUUCCAGAUGACCAUAAGAAGAAUGUUGUUAAGUGAUGAAAAUUCUGUUGAUAAUUUCAACUUCUUAGUUCCAGUUCCAGAUAGUGAUUCAGAAAAUAUCAACAAUAAGAAUGUUGAACCUAUUCAAAAAGAUCGUCAAGAUCCUAUCGAUAAACAAGGAUGGGGAUUAAUUAUUUUACAAUACAGAGUGGUUUGGCCUCUUCAACUUUUAUUCAGUCCCAAGACUCUAAAUGAUUAUAAUAAUAUAUUUCGAUUUCUUCUUCGUGUUAAAAAGACCCAAAUUAAUUUAUGGAAUUUAUGGAGUGAACAUACUCGUUCCAAAGACAUAGAUAUUAGUGUAUUACAACUACGAAAUCAUCUUAUUUUUAUUCUCGACAAUUUACAAUAUUAUUUACAAGUCGAUGUACUAGAAAGUCAGUAUACAAUAAUGGAAAAUCGUGUUAAAAACACAGAAAAUUUCGAAGACGUACAGAUAGCACAUUCUACAUUUUUAGCAAACAUUCUGUCUCAAACGUUCUUGACUAAUACUAGUGGAAAAAGUAAGAAUCCAGUCAAUAAUUUAAUUCGUUUACUUUUACGACUCUGUGAUGAUUUUAUAUUACAUGCAUCAAUAUGGGAAGUUACACAUUUACUUAGUACUGAAAAAGAAGAGUUAAAAACACUCACUGAUACUCUGAGUAGUGUAAUGGAAUUAUUGAUUAAAACACUUAAUAGAGUUCGAGCACAACCAAGUGGUGCACAUUUAGCACAAUUACUGUUGCGUUUAGACUUUAAUCGAUGGUUUAGUAAACAAAUGUGAAUAAAAUAUAUUAAAAAUAACAUUA
Chelonus insularis is the source of this 2161-nucleotide messenger RNA. RefSeq names its product gamma-tubulin complex component 4 (gene Grip75). The record is from RefSeq and is a predicted model, not a curated record. Gene Ontology annotation, biological process: cytoplasmic microtubule organization; mitotic cell cycle; meiotic cell cycle. NCBI's taxonomy places the organism in Eukaryota, Metazoa, Arthropoda, Insecta, Hymenoptera, Braconidae. Bases 199 to 2136 code for a protein of 645 amino acids. The transcript is spliced from 7 exons. Gene Ontology annotation, molecular function: microtubule minus-end binding; gamma-tubulin binding. Gene Ontology annotation, cellular component: equatorial microtubule organizing center; spindle pole; gamma-tubulin complex.